CGCCUUGUUUCAAGGAAGUAGCCUACAGACAAGAAAAGGAGAGGGGCAAUGAUGUGACGGAAUCUCUAUGCAGCUGGAAUGGUAAUAUUUGAUUCACAAUGAGCCAUUCAAUGGAGUCUGCAACUCAGAUCAAAAAGUGGACAAAGGAAGAAGUUCAUCAGUGGUUGACGACGCAGGUUAACAUUCACCACAUAUAUGCAGACAAGUUGCUAGAAGAGGAGGUAUCAGGAGAAGACCUAGAAUACUUCCAAAAGACGGAUCUUCUGGAUCUGAACAUAAAACAUGGUCCGGCUGUUAGAAUUGUGUCUAUGCUUGAGGAUUUGAAGAGUGGAUUACAACAUAAAUCACAAUUUCCUGCAUACAUCAAGAAAUGGACACAAGAACAAGUUUGUCAGUGGUUAAAGGAAAAGGCGAAGGUAUACCACCAAUAUGUAGAGCGGAUUGUGGAAGAGGAAGUGUCAGGCGAUUGCCUGUUUUGCUUCAAAAAGAAUGAUCUUGUGGAACUAGGCAUUAAACAUGGUCCUGCUGUUAAAAUAAUUGGCAUGCUAGAAAAGUUAAACAAUGGACCAGAGCCUAUAUUACAACCCCCCCCCCACCCCCCCCCCACGGUGACCGAGAAAAUCUACAGAAACCACCUGAGAAUCAAGAAGAACUAUGUCAAACUCUACCGGUUCAGACUGUAUCCCCCAUGAAGACAGAACCAAACACGGAAGAACCCAGAAUAGUGGAACCACCAGGGAAAACUGUUACAAGAAAGAAAGAAGAACCAAAACCACAGGCCAUGGGUGCAGAAAUGUUACCGUCCAAGAUGCCAAGUUCACUUACCUUGCUCCAGAAUACCCUCGACGACUUACAGCAGGACGAGUUUAAACGGUUUAAGUCUUGUCUGAAAGACUUCAAACUGAACGGAUGUAGAUCGAUUGCACGGUGUCACUUGGAAGACAACAAGAGCCGCACAGACGUAGCGGACUCAAUGACAAAGCACUAUGAGGAAGAGACAUUAAAUGUCACACGUCAGAUUCUAGAGAGAAUCGGACACAAUGAACUUGCUGGCCAACUGAAAAGUGAUAUGGGUCUACAAAUGAUGACAGCACAAGACGGCAAAAACUAUUUGAGGAGAGAGACCAAUCAGGGUAAUAAAUUGAAGAACUUGUUAACUUAUGGAGGAAAUAUGAUGGACUACUAUGAUCGAUUCGUUAUUGUUAUGAACAAGAGUCGCACUGAGCAACUAGAAUAUCUUCCGUUUCUGAGCAAGUUGAAAUUGUUCUGUGUACUGGACUUUGAUCCUGACUCUGCAGCUCCUGGUGGCGUAUGCAGUUCAUACAGAGAAUCAAGAGUGGCAAAUCUCCAUCUCCCAGCCCAAUUCCAACCCGACCCAAGUGUUGUGAUAAAAAAUCUCAACCUGUAUAAGCAGACCAGCUGGGUGUUUUGUAAUGGGAGGCAUGACCUUGACAGGGAAUCAGAUAGACAGCUGGACUACAAAGACUGGUUCAAGGAGAAACGCAAAGAGAUCGAGCAUAUGGUUUCAUUCAUUUGCAAACCUGAAGUUCUUCCAAAUGGAAGAACUCUUGUCAUAUUUCUUCUACUGUCACCUGUAACUGAUAGAGAUCCUGUCUUUGAUACUUUCCUGGCAUUCUACUCACAUGUUGAGGAAAGCAUUGUGAGUAUUUGUGAAUCUAGGAGCACAUUUGAGAAAUGGAAAGACUUGAUACAGGAGAAAUGUGAGUCCGACAUCACCAGGCAAUCAAUAUAUGAGUUGACACUCAGUGAAGUCAAUGGUACUAUAAUGUCACUUGGACCACAUAAUCAGCCAUCAGGAAGACUCCUUCCAUCUUCUGACUCCAGCACUGUUGUUCUCCAACAAAAGGAUGAAGACCGAUUGACAGCUCUAGACAUUUUGUGUCAGAAUGAAUGUGAGAAAGUCUAUGAAGAAAAUAGCAAAGAGUUUCAAGACUUCAAAAUCAAAGUAGAAAAGGAAUUCUACAGAGGGGGUAAAGUCAACUGGUGGAACUUCUAUUUUUGUGAGAAACCCAAAGCAAAACCUUUCAUUAGAAGAGACAAAUAUGACAAUCUCAUGAAAAUGGUGAAAUAUCAGACAAAAGAUCCCAAAACCACAUGUGUUUUGCUGAAUUUGUUUCACCACCCAGGUUGCGGAGGCACCACCUUAGCCAUGCAUGUUAUGUGGGAUUUACGUAGAGAAUUCAGAUGUGCUGUGUUGAAGGACAAUACAUUACCAAAAGCUGAAGUGGCUGUUCAAGUCAAAAAGCUGAUGAGGCUGGGGAAAAGUGACAAAUCUCAGAAUACACCAGUUCUGUUGUUAGUAGAUGAUUCAAAGGAAGCCGAAAACACACAAACUCUGCAGAACUGCAUACGCAAAACUGUUGAAGAGGACUACACAGGCAGAACUGUGGAAGAUUCAUCAAAUUCACAAGUCAUCAUCCUGAGUUGUGUUCGAUCCCAUAACCCCAAGGUCCAGUACAAACGCUGUGCAACAGAAAGUCAGUACAUCACAGCUAUACUAACGAAAAAGGAACAAGAUGAUUUUGAGGAAAAACUUCAAGAACUUAAAGAAAGUCAUGAAAAACCGGAAAACUUCUACAGCUUCAUGAUCAUGAAGAGCAACUUUGACAAGAAGUACAUCGCUGAUGUUGUCAGCCACACUCUGAAGGACUUAGACAUGAGCACAAAAAAAGCUCAACUACUUUUCUACUUUGCACUGUUGAACUCAUACGUGGCUGAAUCAGACAUAUCUGUGUCUCUCUGUGAGGACUUUUUUGGAAUGAAAAUGGCUUACUGGGGAGAAGAUAAUGUACUUGAACGAAUGGAACCUUAUUCAAAUUUGCUGAAAAUAGUUCAAGUCGAUGAACGUGGAGGAUACAAAGCAAUUAGCAUCCUUCAUCGUGAUAUAGCUUCUGCAUGUUUGGAAGAAUUGCACAAAAGCCACGGGAUUAACGAGAGUGAAAUAACCAUCAACAUGCUACACUGUGAUUUGUUUUUCAAAAUUGGUGUAGUAAAAGACGCCCUGAUGCUAUCGAUAGAACGCAUGCUGAUUAAAAGGCAGCGCAGGAAAGAUGGAGAUGAAAAAGAUACUCAGUUCUCUCCCUUGAUAGAGAAAAUUCACCUUCAAGAGGGGAGACACAAAAUCCAAGACAUCUUUGAGAAAGCAUCAUCCCGUUUUUUUACAAGUGCAUCCAUUCCUCAAGCCCUUGCAAGGUAUCUCUACCUCAAUCAGCGUGAUUUUCCGCAGGCAUUGAAUUGGGCAGAAAAUGCCAAGAGAAUCACCGAAAACCCAUACACUGUCGAUACGAUUGGACAAGUUUACAAAAGUUAUCUUAAACAUAACAUCCAGAAUGAAAAGAAAAAAACACCACGCAAUCCAGGGGAUUUGGAUACAAACCUAAAGCUAGCAAAAAAUGCUAUAAAGGCUUUUCAAAGAGCUCAAGAACUGGCCAUGAAUGAGGAUCAACCUGAUGAGGAAGCUGAUGACAAUCUGUCAAAAUCAUCAUACAACAUCUUUGGGUAUGUGGGGGAAAUUGAGACGGCACUGACAGUCUUUGAAAUUCUAAGCAAGCUGCCAUUCUUUGAAGAAGCUGACCCAGUGACACAGAAGUACAUGCAGAGCUUUCUGAAUGGAAAAAUGUCCAUCAACAGCAUACCCAAGAACGAUAAUGAAAUCAACAGAAAAUAUGUUGAUAUUAUCCAAGAACACAAGUCUUUUCUCCUUAAUUUGAAAACCCAAGUCAAAAAAGUUUUUGAAUUCUUAAACGAUUACUACACUUACAUGAAAGGUAACGAUGCAGGAGACUUUGAGACAAGGAAUCGGACAAAAAUAUCAGAACACUUCAAGACAUAUAUAACACUUGUUUGCUCUUCACCAGAGGAAAUAUCGAGAGAACAAACAAGCAAGCCGAAACUUAGACUAAACAUGGACAUCGAAAAGUGUAGGAAGUUACUUGAAGAGAAGAACGCAGACACAUUUGCAGGGGUACUUCACCAUCUUGACAAGACUGCAGAGGAAAUGGAGGAAAUCAUUGAGUGCUACAAAUUUUUACGGCAACAUUGUAAGCAAAUUACAAAAGAAAAAAACAAAGACGACAACAAUUUCAUUUUGGCAAAUAUAAUUCUCAGCAUACUAAAGCCAAAUUCGAAACAUGUGAAGAGUCACAAGGAACUCACUGAUCUUCUCAUGCUAACAUUGCAAGACAUAGGAGUGCAACAUCCCUUCCCAGAGCCAUACUAUCUGGCUUUGUUGUUGCUUUGGCCAAGUUCAAAUGCAGAAGAUACAGAUAUAAGAACAUAUGUGAACUCACUUCGGAACUCAUUCAGACGGAAACUGUCAAAGUUUAUGAGGAUGAGGAACACCAUUGCCCACUUCUACUUGGGCCAGAGAAAAGGAUUAGAAAGACUUGUUCCUAAAGCCAAACUUGAUGAGUGUUUUGCACACGUGGCACGCACUAAUUUGGCCCAACUUUGGCGGAGUGGAGAUAUUUUUAAGGAUAAGAAAAUAAUUGACCGUCUCUGUAGGGUCAAUGGAACCAUAGAGGAAGGAGAACUUUAUGCUAAUUAUGGCAAACUUAAAAUCCCAGUACGCCCGGCAUAUCUUGGUGGAAUAAGCAGUGGUUUCAGCACUGAAAAGGUGUCGUUCUUCAUAGGAUUUGCCAUAGAUGGACCACUUGCAUACGAUAUCAAGUAUGAAUAGGCUAUGAGAAGCCCAUGUUAUAAAGGCCUCAAUGAUGAACUGCAUGCUUUGGUCCAAGAGUGUGGACAAUGGGGGAAGUAUGGAUUAACCACAACCUGACAAUCGAAAGCAAGACAACAAUCUACAAAACACAUGCUCUUAAUGGAGGCAUGGAUAAUCAAUGCUAUGAAAGGAAACAAACAUCUUCAACCUGGUUACCUUUUGACUUGACGUUAAAACAACAUUUUAGGAGACAAAACACCCUUACUUGUUGUAGUGAGGUCUGAUCUAUCUGGAAUGUAUUAGUUAUGCACAGCAUCAUUAACUGUAUGUUACUAACUAACAGUAAAUGCUAACAUGACAAACCUAGCAAUGAGUACUAGCAGAGAGCUCUGUGGACUGCAUGUUAAGGUACCAAUCUAAUGACUUAUUAAAAAUAACUAAACUGGAUCACUGCCUGCCUGGUCUCCAUCAUGACAUGGUGUCAGUUUUAAAACAUUCCCAAAACGGAAGAUUGGUGAGGAAAAAUGUCCCACCCAAAUUCAACCCAGCGGAGCCGUUCGAUUGGCUGAUGGCCAUGGCUGAUCUGGAGACAAUGUUUUGGCAUCAAAACUGGACAAGGAGAGCAGUGUGGUGCGGGUAAAUUCAGUACUUUAUGCAAUUGGAAAAAAUGCGGUGAUAAUCAACAAUGACCUUCACCUUUGACUACAAUCAAUGAUGAGUUCGACUUUGAUGUGGUGACUGAAAAGCUGAAUGGACAUUUUGUGCCACGGCACAAUGUGAUUCACGAUUGAACCAUAAACAGAUUCAGAAAGGGGGAGAGACAGUUUAAUAAUUUUUGAGGAAUCUAGCUGAACACUGAGCACUACAAAGGAUGAACAAAUACGGGAUAGGAUUGUAAUUAUUAUUACAACUAGAGCAUAUCAACAAUAAUUGGGAUAACCACACUAGCUUUGCCCUCAUGUGAGUCCUAGCAAGCAUACUAGGUAGUGCUAUGUAUCAACAGCUAAUCCAGUAGGAGCUGGAAGCUAUAGUGAGCUUCGAUUGGUCAAACAUGACAUGAUAUCGCAGAGAAUUUGCAUAAAGUUCAAGUUUCCCCAACUUAGGUCCUGCCCUGUUCAUGCUCCCUCGCCCAUGCUCGCAUUGCCCCCCCACUCACUUCGCUUCUCUUCAUUCUUUUCAGGGUCAGUUACAAAGCAGUCUAAUUCUGAUGUUGAGUGGCAGGUUGAGCUCCCAGUGAAUAGCACACAUUUAAGAUUGACACUGGUGCAGAUAUCACAGUGAUGUCUCAGAGCACUUAGCAGAGCUUGCGACAGUGUCCCCAUCUGGUCAACACUGCAAAUAUUGUUCAUGUCCCAAGUGGCAGGAUUGAUUGCAUGGGUACAUUCCUAGCCACAUGUGAGUGAAAAAGGAGAAAAGUACAAAUUCUGGACCACAUGCAAAUGUCCUAGUUAGUAGAACUGUUGCAUGCAAGAUGGGUUUGGUCAAAGCAGACAAGAUCAGUAUCGAUGUGUUUGGAGAGAGGGCUACUGAACUGUGAACCAGUCAAGACUGAGCUUAAGCCCGACACAGGCCCCUACUCUGGCUACGCCACACAGAAUCCCUUUUACACUCCUCCAUAAAGCAGAAAAAUAACUGAUCAGAAUGGAAACAAAUGACAUCGUUGAGGAAGUCAUCGAGCGUAAUGACUGGUGUGCUCCCAUGGUGCUGAUGAUGAAGAAAAAUGGCAAAGUGCGAACGUGGAUCGUGGACUUAAAACAUCUCAAAUGAAGCAGGUUCAUCUUGCCCACCUUGGAGGAUAUAGCGUCACAGCUUUCCAGGGCGAGAGUAAUUUACACACUCAACUCGUCUAGCGCUUUUUGGCAGAUACCACUUGACCCCAGCAACAGAACCGACGACUUGUAGGAAGGUAACUUACUCCUGUAGGAAGAUUCUGCUUCAAGCACCUUCCUUUGGGAAUCAAAAGCGCGCCAGAGAUCUUCCAGAGGGAGAUGAGCAAGCUCCUGAAAGGACACGAGUGUACAGUCAUCCUGAUUGAUGACAUACUGGUCUACAGUGCAAACAAGAAAGAACAUGACAGGAAUCUGAGCAAAGUGCUACAGACCUUUUAAAGAGUCGGAAAUAAAGCAGAAGAAAAACAACUGCCAUGUUGGAAAGUCCGAGAUCCAGUACUUUGGUCAUGUGAUUGGAGCCGAUGGGAUAAACCCAGAUAACAGCAAAGUGAAAGACGUCACUGAGGUGUCCAGUCCAACAAAUACUGGGACUGCUGAACUACUUGAGCCAGUUCUUGCCCAGCCUGUCAUCGUUGCUCCACCAUAUCAGUGAUGUAGGGAGACGCCCAGGAGCAGGCCUUCCGUAAGGUCAACGCUAUGUUAGUUUCAACACAAGCAUUAGCAUACAACAAUGGCAGAAAACCAACCGUGGUCAGUGCGGACAUGAGCAGCUACGGUCUUGGAGCUACACUCCUACAGGAACAAGAAGGUGGUCCAUUUUGUUCACGCACACUGUCAAAGAAUGGCAGGAUCAUGGGUAUGUGAACAAUUUCCCUCUACCUGCACGGCAUGGACAGCUUUAUUCUACAGAAGGACCAUAAGCCACUCGUUCCAAUGAUCGACACGUACAACCUGGACAAAGCACCACUCUGGUGUCAGCGACUGCUCAUGCACUUCAACAUGAAAGCUGUGGAUGUUCCUGGAAAACAGUAAGUGGUGGCUGACACACUGUAGAGAAACCCGCUGAAAGAAAACACAUCAGGCUCAGAAAAAGAAGUCCAAGCAUAUGGUGGAAAGCAGACCAGUGUCUAUAGUCUACACACAGGCUGGAUGACAUCAGAGAGGUGACAUGCAACGACGAGACCUCCAAAUAGUUAUCAGCCACAUCCGAAAAGGCUGGCCUGAGAGAAUGGCGCAGCUACCGUACUUACUACAGGGAUACCACACAGCGAGAGCACAUCUAUCGGAGCUGGAUAGACUAGUGCUGUAUCAAGACAGGAUCGUCAUUCCAGCUUCACAGGAAGAAGAUGUUCUACAACAAAUACACAAAGGUCACAUGGGGCUGACAACGUGCCAGAGAAAGACCCAAGAUGUCAAUGUGGUUGCCGGGCAUCAGCGCCUACAAAGCAAAAAAAGUGACAUCAUGCAAGUUCUGUACAGAGAAUAAACCAACUCAAAAGAGAGAACCACUUGUCACGACACCUUUAUCUAAAGGAUCUGUGGCAGAAGAUCGCAGUUGACCUGUGUGAGCAAUAGAGGGCAAGAAAUACCUUGUAGUGGUGGACUACUUCUCCAGAGACAUACAUCAUCUACCAACUACCACAAGCCUCAAAAGCAUGGUUGUGAGAUGGGGGAUUCCUACCAAGCUCGUUAGCGACAACGCUACCCAGUUUGUCUGUACUCAGUUAGACAAGUUCAGAAAGAAGUAUGGUUUCAUCCAUAUACCACCUCCAGCCUCUAUUACCUGCAGGCAAACGACGCUGCAGAAAAAGCUGUUCAAACAGCUAAACGAAUUCUCAAACAACCAGACCCACACAUUGCUUUGAUGUGCUACCGAGCCACACCUAUCAGUGCAACAGGAGAAAACCAGAGCAACUCAUGACAGGACGUCAGAUCUGAAUGACCGUCCCCUCGCUGAAAAACUAUAGCCAAAGCACAUCAGCCACGAAAGUGUGAAAAACAUAGAGACCAGAAAGUCAAACAAGCUUCUACAGCAGGAGGCAUUCAGUGCGCCCCAUUUCUGAACUAUACCCUUGACAGAGUGUAAGGGAACUAAUCUUUUGGGCGGCAGGUAGCCUAGUGGUUAGAGAGUUGGGCCAGUAACCGAAAGGUUGCUAGAUUGAAUCCCCGAGCUGACAAGGUAAAAACAUCUGCCCUUCUGCCCCUGAACAAGGCAGUUAAACCACUGUUCCUAGGCUGUCAUUGUAAAUAACAAUUUGUUCUUAACUGACUUGCCUAGUUAAAUAAAGGUUAAUUUAAAAAAGUAAGAGUCAAGCUGGACGGAGAGAAGGGAUGGAAAAUGCCAGCAGUGGUCAUUAGCAAAUCUCCAGAGCCGAGAUCCUAUGUUGUUGAAACCGAACACGGCACCGUCGCUCAUAGAAACAGGCGACACCUUCAGACUGUACCAGAGUCACCUACUCCAGGCAGACAGCACCAGAACAACAAAGGAGUCACCCAGUCUACCAGUGAGGACAUCACACAGGCCCUGCUUGUAAGCCAGCCAUCUCCUACACCCUCACUCAGACCACCAACAAGCCAGCCUCACCACAACCGGUGAGAAUGAGCUCCAAAGGUUGAGAGGUAAAACUACCCCUGAGGUUUAGAGACACUUGAGAAAACAACAUUGAGACAAAAUACUAUUUUAGUUCUGAAAAGAGCAAGAAAAUACUUUGAUUAAACAACUUAAAAGAAAAGAGACAGCAGCUGUUGCAGGGCAGAAUCAUCCCUAUGUUGCUGCGGACAAACGGCUGUCUACCGCAAUGUCCUAGUAGACACAGUUAUGACAAUUGUUAAUGUGAAGAGCAAAACAGGGGGGGGGGGGGUACAUGCUACUCUGAAAUACUAAUUGUUUGUACUGAAAGUCCACAAUUGUGAUUAUUUGUACUAGCACUAUUAACUUUUGAUUUCUUUCAGAAACCGUAGUGAUGCCUGAUCUAUCUGGGAUAUAUUAGUUAGGCACAGCAUCAUUAACUGGGUGUUACUAACUAGCAGUGUAUGCUAAUAUGACAAACCUAGCCAUGAGUACUAGCAGAUAGUAGCUCUGUGGACUGCAUUUUAAGUUUCCUGCCUUAUGAGUUAUUACACCUAACUAAACUGGAUUGCUGCCUGCAUGGUCUCCAUUAGGAUACUUGUAGUAUAGGCUACUUUUUUUAUGUUAAACAGCCACCAGAUUACCAUGAAGGAAGAUGUUUUACUCUUCCAAUCCUCUGGGUUAUAUUUGGUAGACACUGUGAUUUAGUAAUACUGUUCAAUACUCCUCUCUUACUCAUUGAGACAGGAAUGAGAAUGAUGUGUUUUACUCAAUGUGCAUAGGUGCCAGCACUAAACAACAAGUUUUCUUACUGGGGAGAGUGACGACUAAUGAGGUUACUGCCAGUGUUCGACCUCAGAACUGUAUAUACUUUGAGUCUCUAGUGUUUGGAGAAACAUCCAGUGAGAUUGGAAAUGCUGAUGCAAUGAGAAGAUUAAAUGCUGAUGCAAUGAGAAGAUUAAAUGCUGAUGCAAUGAGGAGAUUAAAUAAUAUAUAUAUAUAUAGUCCUUUCAAUCUGGAUAUUCAAGAAUGUAAAAUAUCUGUGAAGUUAAAAUUCUGCCAUCCUGGGAGAAACCAGGGAAGUAACUGCUGGAAUGACAAAAGACUGUCAAGACAAGACAUUCUAAGUGUGCCUGGAUAAUGUCCAGAAAUGCAGGAAAAUACAUGUGAUGUCUAAUAAGUAGAUUUGAGAAUGGAGAAUAAUGAAGCAUUGUGUGUGUGUGUAUUGUGAUUUUUGGCAUAUUAAGCCGAAGAAAUUAACAUGAAACGUUUUGUAUCAAGGUGACACUUAUCUUCAUGUUGCAGCAGGACUGUGAAUACAAAAUCUAUUGUAAAUAUCUCAAUUUCACAGAUAUUGUACAUGUUGUAAAAUGGUGGUAAUCAAUGUAAAUAACUGUAGGACCAAUUCUACAAUUAUGUAAUGAGCAUAUUGUAUUAUGAGAGAAACUCAUACGAACAACAAGUACAGUUGUACAGGUAGAGAGAUAUUCUGCAGAUACGAAGGCCUGAAAAUGUAAAUAUAUUAUACCGUAUGUGUUAUUCUUUAAUAUUGUUGAGUUACUUUCUUGUUUAUUUUGAUGGAUUAUAAUAAUUUCAAUCUGAGUAAGUUAUCCAAUACAUUCUCUAUCUAAAUGAAAUAGCCCUGCUGAUAUUUCACAUGCAAUAAAACCCAUAAAAGUCAAA
Molecule: messenger RNA, 10603 nt
Organism: Salmo salar (Atlantic salmon)
Lineage: Eukaryota; Metazoa; Chordata; Actinopteri; Salmoniformes; Salmonidae
Source: RefSeq, a predicted model, not a curated record